Colletotrichum navitas is the source of this 1295-nucleotide messenger RNA. RefSeq names its product aldo/keto reductase. The record is from RefSeq and is a predicted model, not a curated record. NCBI's taxonomy places the organism in Eukaryota, Fungi, Ascomycota, Sordariomycetes, Glomerellales, Glomerellaceae. Gene Ontology annotation, molecular function: oxidoreductase activity. Bases 126 to 992 code for a protein of 288 amino acids. The transcript has 5 exons.
GCCCGGGCGACAGUCUUACGUCUGCCCAUCUCGACUCCGAGACCUGCCCCGAACAGUCUCUCCAUUCAUUUCAUCCACCUUUUGAAAUCGACUGAGAAGUCUGAGCGUGACAAUCUUUGGAAAACAUGGCUCCGAGCAAGUACACGCUGGCCACUCGGCUCACCCUCGCGAAUGGCAAAACUAUCCCGCAGAUCCAGCUGGGUCUGUACAUGAUGUCCGGCCGCGAGGUCACAAAGGCCGUCCCCUGGGCUCUGGCCGCUGGCUACCGGGGCUUCGACUGCGCGCAGAUGUACCGCAACGAGAGGGAGGCGGGCAAGGCGAUCCGCGACUUCCUGGCGAGCGGAGAGAAUUCCCAAGGCCUGACGCGGGAGGAUAUCUUCUACACGACCAAGCUGGCCAGCAACAGUACCUCGUACGACGCCGUGCGCAAGUCCAUCAAGCAGUCCGUCGACGUCUCCGGCCUCGGCUACGUCGACCUGUUCCUGCUCCACAGCCCGUACGGCGGCAAGGAGGCCCGCCUCACGAGCUGGAAGGCUGUGGAAGAUGCGAUAGACGCCGGCGAGGUGAAGAUGGGCGGCAUCAGCAACUACGGUGCUGCCCACAUUGAGGAGCUGAUGGCCUCCAAGCCUCGCAUCGCCCCCGUUGUCAACCAGAUCGAGGUUCACCCGUUCAACACCCAGACGCACAUCAGGGAGACGUGCGCCAAGCACAACAUCGCCAUCGAGGCCUAUGCGCCGCUGGCUCGUGGAAUGCGCAUGAAGCACCCCAAGAUCCUCGAGCUGUCCAAGAAGUACGGCUGCACUCCGGCCCAGCUCUUCGUUCGCUGGUCGCUGGACCACAACAUGAUCACUCUCCCCAAGAGUGUGCGCCGGGACCGUCUGAUUGAAAACGCCGACGUUUCAGGCUUUGAAAUCUCAAAGGAAGACUUGGCUGCUAUGGAUGCACUGGACGAGCACUUGGUCACUGACUGGGACCCGACUGAGGCUCCAUGAACAGGUUAUGAGAUGGUGAGAAAGCAUGCGAAUCUUUAUCUAAGCGUCAAGCAGUGUUUAGUCUGUUCUUUAAGUUGCAAUCGCCUGAAAAUGGUUUGCCAUUCUUGGGCAAAGCCUCGGGAGUACUCGGAUACUUUGAUCAAGCAAGAGCAUGCGGAAAGGUCUGCGCGGCAGCAGCUCGCAUGCGAGAUCCUUGAUGCUGCAGCGUUUAUAUCUCCCAGCCGAUAAUAUUCUAUACCCUUAUGGUAUCUUCGAGAACCUUAGCCCCAGCUUCUUCCCUUGUGUUGCAGUACAGAUAUGAAU